Trematomus bernacchii (emerald rockcod) is the source of this 1730-nucleotide messenger RNA. It is a transcript of the gene st8sia6, whose product is annotated as ST8 alpha-N-acetyl-neuraminide alpha-2,8-sialyltransferase 6. Gene Ontology annotation, molecular function: alpha-N-acetylneuraminate alpha-2,8-sialyltransferase activity. Gene Ontology annotation, biological process: N-glycan processing; oligosaccharide metabolic process. NCBI's taxonomy places the organism in Eukaryota, Metazoa, Chordata, Actinopteri, Perciformes, Nototheniidae. Bases 224 to 1321 code for a protein of 365 amino acids. The record is from RefSeq and is a predicted model, not a curated record. The transcript has 7 exons.
UGUGUGUGUGUGUGUGUGUGUGUGUGUGUGUGUGUGUGUGUGUGUAUGUCAUUUUAGACAAGGAGAGAGAGAGCGCCAAUGAGGGAGAAAGGAAAUCAAGAAACAGAGAGAGGAUAACAGAAAGCAGACAUUGGGUGAGUGUUCAUCAAGGUGAAGCAGAGAGAAAGACAGAGAGACAGACAGUGAGGGGGUUAGCGGGUGAAGUUAGCAGGAGUGGAAAGGUAUGAGGGGACAGCUCUUGAAGUCAUUCUUCUCUUUGGUGAUCACUCUCUUCUGUCUGGGGAGCCUGCUGACCACUGUCAUCUGGUAUAUGGUCGACAACAAUAAUGUGGAACCUCAGAGGCCGCAUCCUAAAAAGAAAAGCGCCCCUGAGCCCUCUGACCCCUCUGACCCCUCUGACCCUUGUAAAGGCUGCAGAGAGGUCAUCAACAAAGUAAUAGAGCGUUACUCUCAAACCUGGAGGAAGCAGGAAAACAAUUACCAACAAUUCAGCUCUCAGCUGAGCAGUCAGUGCCAUGGUUUGGACAGGGCCAUCAUUACCCAGGCCAACACUCCAGUGGGAUCAAAGAUUGUGUACGAUGGAGAUAAGAAGAAGACCCUCAAGGUGACCCCCGAACUUUUCAGCACCUUUGCAAAGGAGCAUCCGUUCCCUAAUAAAACUUGGGACACGUGUGCUGUUGUCGGGAAUGGAGGGAUUCUGACAAACAGCAGCUGUGGAGACAUCAUCGAUUCAGCACAGUUUGUUAUCAGGUGCAACCUACCUCCUUUAGGAAAAGGCUAUGAGAAACAUGUGGGCACCAAGACUGACAUUGUGACAGCCAACCCAAGCAUUUUCCUAGAGAAGUAUGGGGCUCUAAUGGGGCGUCGGCGUCCAUUUGUGGAGAGUCUACAUAGCUACGGCAAGUCCCGUCUGCUUCUUCCCGCCUUCUCCUAUGGCCACAACACUCCUGUGUGCAUGAGGGCAGUAUACAGCAUUGAGGACUUUGAGAGUCCCAUCCAGCCCAUCUUCUUCAACCCUGAGUACCUUCAGAGCCUGGCCCUCUUCUGGCGUUCCCGAGGCUUACGAGCAGUGCGCCUCAGCACAGGCAUUAUCAUGGCUAGCAUAGCGCUGGAACACUGUGCCAACGUGCAUCUGUACGGAUUCUGGCCCUUCGGUAAUCACCCACAUGGACUCCAUGCACUGACUAACCACUACUACGAUGACAGACAAACUAAAACUAAAUUUCACUCCAUGCCUGCUGAGUUUGACCUCUUGUUGCAGCUGCACAGUCAGGGGGUGCUCAAGCUUCACUUGGGAGACUGUCAACCAGGUGAAAAGUAGUUCCCAGGUCCAAAUUAGCUGGCAGGACAGUGUCAAAGUGCCUUUUGUAGCCCAGUCACUCAUGACGUUUUUCAUAUCAUUUUGAACGAAUGUACAUAUGUAUUCUGGCUGAAACAUGGAAUUGGUGUGUUCAAGCAAGGUAGAUUUGUGAAUUUAGAUGUAAUGCUGAGUCAUUUACCAGGACAUUUGCACUGAUAUAAAAAAGAAACAAUCUUAAGACUGUAGCAUUAUGUUAACAGUCUUGUGGUGUAUGUAAAAAUGUAUUUAUUACCAACAUUUUUCCAGCUGGAGUCUGGAGGGAGUUGGUUUGAUUUAAAGGUCCCCUAUUAUACUGUUUGUCAUCAAUAUAUAAUAGGUCUCAGAUAUAUACACAACAUUUGGCUUGAAAUACCCAACAGAUCGUGCAUUG